GCUUGCUUCAUGCUKCCAUCAUGUUUCUCUACCAGCUACUGAACUUUUACUUUGCGGCCGUGAAAAAAGACGAGGACUCGAAAUAUGAGCUGUCUCAAUACAAGCGAGGCGAUUUGUUGGAGGUGCCAAGGACUUUGUUUACACACUUUGGUAUUUAUUUAGGCAACAACCGGGUGGCUCAUCUCAUUCCAGACAUCCUGCCCGCAAUUACCAAGGACAAAGCAGCCAUUGCCAAGAUGGUGACCAAUAACCGCUUACUUGUGGGGGUCAUCGCAAAGGUGGCCAGUGUGAGAGUGGACUCUGUGGCCGAUUUUGCUUAUGGUUCGAAAAUUCUCAUCAACCACAUGGAUAAAGUGUGCAGACAGCCUGCGCUGGAUGGGGAAGAGGUGGCGCGGAGGGCUGAGAAGCUCCUGGGUUCUGUCACCUACAGCUUACUGUGGUACAACUGUGAACACUACGUCAUGUACUGCAGAUAUGGGAUUGCCAUAAGCUACCAGACAUAUCAGUUCUGCACCACCGUAAGGAAGAUUGUGUUCAGCCGGAUGAGUGCCUAUCUGACUGCUGUGUGUGGAGUGAGCGCCAUGUUCUACCUGGACUGCAUGACACCGCUGAUGCUUCUGCUCAAUCUGCUCAAUCUGCUCGUCUCCUUCACAAUCUGGAUGGCAUCAUAACCUAAAACUGUGCUAAAAACAAAGCAGGACAAUUUUUUUCUUCUGCAACAAUUAAAGGCAAUCAAGAAACAGAAAUGUCAUAAGAACUAUAGAGACAACAUCUGUUUUUAUAUUUUGGUUGUUUAGACCAGAGUUUCUCAAACUGGGGUCCCAGGGCCCUCAGG
This is a messenger RNA of Austrofundulus limnaeus, 835 nucleotides long. Its product is annotated as lecithin retinol acyltransferase. Gene Ontology annotation, molecular function: phosphatidylcholine-retinol O-acyltransferase activity. The transcript has 2 exons. Lineage: Eukaryota; Metazoa; Chordata; Actinopteri; Cyprinodontiformes; Rivulidae. Gene Ontology annotation, cellular component: rough endoplasmic reticulum. Bases 21 to 671 code for a protein of 216 amino acids. The record is from RefSeq and is a predicted model, not a curated record. Gene Ontology annotation, biological process: retinol metabolic process; vitamin A metabolic process.